CUCGUGUGUUCGGGGGCGGGGCAGCGAGCAGCGCGUGAGAAGGGCACGCGGACUCUGCAAGCAGCCAGACUGGAUUCGGAGCUGAACGCGUCUGAUCCAUAAUUCAUUUCUAUUUCCUUCUGUGUUUAGGUUCGAAGCGGUCAGAUGUCGAAGGGCUCGGUGGUUCUGGCCUACAGCGGCGGUCUGGACACCUCCUGUAUUCUGCUGUGGCUAAAGGAGCAGGGCUAUGAAGUCAUCGCCUUCCUGGCCAAUAUUGGACAGGAUGAGGACUUUGAUGCUGCGCGGAAGAAAGCGGAGAAACUUGGAGCCAAGAAGGUGUUCAUCGAGGACCUGCGCUCGGAGUUUGUGCAGGAGUUCAUCUGGCCCGCGGUGCAGGCCAACGCCGUCUAUGAGGACCGCUACCUGCUGGGCACAUCUAUCGCCCGGCCCUGCAUCGCCCGCAGACAGGUGCAGAUCGCCCGGAGCGAAGGAGCGCAGUACGUCUCUCAUGGAGCCACAGGAAAGGGAAACGACCAGAUUCGCUUCGAGCUGACGUGUUACGCGCUCUAUCCUGAAGUGCAGAUCAUCGCUCCGUGGAGGAUCCCGGAGUUUUACAGCCGCUUCCGGGGCCGGACGGACCUGAUGGAGUACGCAGAGAAACACGGUAUUCCUGUUCCUGUCACGCCGAAGGCGCCGUGGAGCAUGGAUGCGAAUCUCAUGCACAUCAGCUAUGAAUCUGGAAUUCUGGAGAAUCCGAAGAAUCACGCACCUCAUGAUCUCUACCAGAUGACCAAGAACCCAGAAGAUUCACCCAAUGAGCCGGACGUGCUGGAGAUCCACUUCGCUAAAGGUGUUCCAGUCAAAGUCACGCAUGUGAAGGAAGGAAAGUGUAAAGAGACGCCGCUGGAGAUCUUCUGCUAUCUGAAUGAGAUCGGUGGAAAGCAUGGUGUGGGGAGAAUCGAUAUUGUGGAGAACCGCUUCAUUGGAAUGAAGUCCAGAGGUAUCUACGAAACCCCCGGAGGAACCAUCCUGCUGCACGCUCAUCUGGACAUCGAGACCUUCACGAUGGACCGAGAGGUGCGGAAGAUCAAACAGAGUCUCGGCAUCAAGUUCUCUGAGUUCAUCUAUAAUGGGUUCUGGUACAGUCCGGAGUGUGAGUUCAUCCGUCACUGCAUUGAUAAAUCUCAGGAGAACGUGGAGGGUCGUGUGCAGCUGUCUGUCUUUAAGGGUCAGGUGUACAUCCUCGGCCGAGAGUCGCCCAAAUCCCUGUACAACGAGGAGCUGGUCAGUAUGGAUGUGCAGGGCGACUACGACCCCUGCGAUGCCUCUGGAUUCAUCAGGAUCAAUGCGGUCAGGCUGCGGGAACACAACCGUCUGCAGGGAGCCGCUCAGAAGAAGUGAUUCAUGUCAUUCAAUCAGCUGUUACUGUACAUGUGACUAUCACGUUACAGCCUGUUACUGAUUAAAUCUGAUUAAAAUACACAAAACACACCAAA
This is a messenger RNA of Onychostoma macrolepis, 1475 nucleotides long. RefSeq names its product argininosuccinate synthase 1 (gene ass1). NCBI's taxonomy places the organism in Eukaryota, Metazoa, Chordata, Actinopteri, Cypriniformes, Cyprinidae. Gene Ontology annotation, biological process: L-arginine biosynthetic process; urea cycle. The transcript has 15 exons. Gene Ontology annotation, molecular function: ATP binding; argininosuccinate synthase activity. Gene Ontology annotation, cellular component: cytoplasm. Bases 145 to 1380 code for a protein of 411 amino acids. The record is from RefSeq and is a predicted model, not a curated record.